AAAACACAAGUGGCAGCGCGAGGUUCACAGACAGCCAGCUAUCCAGAGAGGCAGAGUUUCGAUUGAGGAUUAAAAGGAACAUCAUCACAAUGCAGCGAUCCCUGCUGCUCCUGUCGCUGGCGGCGAUCGUCCUUAGUGCGGCGAUGGCCCUGCCCCUGAGUGUGGAGGAGUCCGCCGAGCGGGGCUCCAGCCUGGAGAGUGAGAUGGAGAUGGAAAAGGAGCUGGCAGAGAGUGUGGAGAGCGAAGAGAUAUUGAAGACAGGCUGGGACAGCAGCGAAGGCACUGUGCCCAAGGCCAUCGUCAAGCGAUCCCCCGAGGAGGCGGCAGCCAAGGACGCCAGCAGUUCCUCGGAGGAGCAUGGAAAGGACAAGGACAAGGACAAGGACAAGGCGAAGGCCAAGGCGGACAGCUCCGGCGAGUCUUCUGAGGAGGCGAAGAAGAAGGAGCAACCGGCAGAGGCCGAGCCGGAAAAGGCCGGCAGAAGAAGACGCCAGGCGAUCAAGGAUCCGCAGAGCGUUGAGAAUGUGAAUGAUGAGGCGGAUGAGUAUGUGGAUCCGCCCGGUCAGGACAGUCAGGCUGAAAAGGAGGAUGGUGCUGCACUUGACGUCCUGCCACCAGACAACACCAGCAUCGAAGACUACGCCCAAGGCUGCGAGGUGAUGGAGGUGAACUCCAAGGAGGCCAACGAGACGACCUACUUCGAAUAAGCCCGCACGUUUAGCAUUAAGUAGAUUUAAAAUAAACUAGAAAAAAAGUCCCACACAGG
This is a messenger RNA of Drosophila guanche, 766 nucleotides long. RefSeq lists its product as uncharacterized. Lineage: Eukaryota; Metazoa; Arthropoda; Insecta; Diptera; Drosophilidae. Bases 90 to 707 code for a protein of 205 amino acids. The transcript is spliced from 2 exons. The record is from RefSeq and is a predicted model, not a curated record.